Paramormyrops kingsleyae is the source of this 1723-nucleotide messenger RNA. The record is from RefSeq and is a predicted model, not a curated record. Lineage: Eukaryota; Metazoa; Chordata; Actinopteri; Osteoglossiformes; Mormyridae.
CCGGAAAGCAGCAGGAACGUGUUAAGGCCGGUCAGUAUUAAAAGAGGGAUCAUAGUUUUCAUACACAUAAAACAUGUCUCAAAGCAGCAGUUUUCGUGUGGUCAGCGGGAACAUAAAAAAUGACAUUUUCGGAGUUUAAAAAGAACCUCCAGAUACCGGAAGUGCGCCACGUUAGUAACUGCCAUAGAUAUCAUUGGGCUUGUUAGCGUGCGUAAAUUCCGCCGCCAUCUUGUGACGGGGUCCCGACCAGUACCACAAAUGGAAGAUGCCGGACUUUUGUGCUGCUUAUGGAUGCUCUAAUCAAAGAAACGAUAAAACUAAACAACAGGGAAUAACAUUUCACAGAUUCCCAAAUGACAAAGUGAGGCGACAGGCAUGGACAGCAGCACUGAGGAGAAAGGGGUUCGAGCCGCAAUCCCGUACAGUCAUCUGUAGCUGUCAUUUUAAACCUGAAGAUUUUGACAGGACUGGACAGACGACCCGUUUAAAGGAAGGAGCGAUCCCAUCCGUUUUUAAAUUUCCUGACCGUCUUUCCAAACUGCCCAGUACGUCCAGGUCAUGCAGAAAAUACAAAAAGGCAGCUGCAGAAUGUCCACGUCCACCUGCCAGAGGACUUGGAGGACUCGACCUCAGCCAGGAGUCAGCAGCUGCAGAAUGUCCACGUCCACCUGCCAGAGGACAUGGAGGACUCGACCUCAGCCAGGAGUCAGCAGCUGCAGAAUGUCCACGUCCACAGUCACGUCCACGUCCACAGUCACGUCCACGUCCACAGUCACGUCCACGUCCACAGUCACGUCCACCUGCCAGAGGACUUGGAGGACUCGACCUCAGCCUGGAGUCAAUCUCAGAUCACCAUUAUGCCUUUGACCCAGCUAAAGCGAAACAUAACAUAGCAGAGGCCCAAGAACAGUUGGAGAAAUUACAACGGGAAUUAAGAAAUGCCAAAGACCGUGAAAAAAGACAUCAUAAUAGAGUGAAAACCCUGUUACAGGAUUUAAAAGACAAAGAGAUCCUAACAGAAGAACUGCAGCAGAAGCUGGAUUACUACUCUGAGCUGUUGAAGUGGCUGCCUCGCUCCAAGAUGGCGGCUGCAUUGACACAUCGCUCCAGUGAACAUCAGUGACCAAGGCGGCGUCUAUGUGUGUGACGUCUAUGAGUAACUGCAUGCCCAGUAAGCCCUGGCUUGGAAUAUUGACGGGACUGAAUGACAGAACGCUUUUUGUGACCUCUGUUAAGCGUGUCCCCUUUCUUUAACUUUUGUAAUUAUCUUUGUAUUAUUUAUAAGUUAUUUAUUUGAAUUUAACUAUAAAUUAUGGACAUUAAUUAAAGGUUGUGUAUCAUGUACGGCCAUUUCCGUUACACUGAGGGUAGACUUCAUGCUUUUUUACAGUUUGUUCCAAUGACCUACAACAACUCCAGUGGUUUUUUAUGUUCUGUAAAAUUCCCAAGAUUUGUAAGUAGAAUUGCCUUGAAGUCCAAACCAGAUUUGCCCAUGGCCUGAGGGGGGGGGGCACCCAGUUCAUUUGCUUUAGUAAUUGGGUUUAUACAACACUUUUUUUUUUCUCUGACUUGUACAUCCAGCUAGUAAGGGUUUGUUUUUUUUCAGUGGUCGAUAAUCAACUUUUCUGUAGCCAUUGGUGCCUCAUUUAUCAAUGCAAUCAUGGCUUCUAAAACUGAGAAAAUUUUGUAUCAGAGUUUGAAUUAAAAGAUUCAUAUGGUAAAA